AUGGACGAGAACGGCCGUAAAAUACGUCCGUUCCCGCCCACGGGAAUAGGUGCAGACUCUCGGCAAGGAUCCAUUAGUAGCACAGGACCAGGACAGCGGUCACGGGGUGCAUGGCCCCACGUUUCUCAAUACUCUACCACAUAUCCAGAUGCUGCUUCUGCCUCCCUUUGCAACCCCUAUCAGACGAACUUUACGUCAUCUCAAGCUGGGCAACCCAGAUAUUCAGAGCACAGCGUCUAUCCUAAUACUCUAAUUUGGACCCCUUCUACCAGCUCUUUGAAUCAGGAAAUACCCAAUGUUGAGCAGCAGCAACAGCAGCAGUACGUGCCAAAAGAUCGAACAGCUCUUCCACGACACUCCUUGCAGCCAGGUCAAUCACAUUUUGUGGGGCCUUUUCAAGAUCCAUCAUCCUAUACAAUCUCGUCAUUUGAGAACAAUCCACAGUUUCAACCGAAUAACCCCAGUGCAUAUCCACAGUCUCAGACACCGAUAAGUAACAUUAUCACACAGACCCCCAGUCUAAUGUAUCAUCCCCAAGCCUAUGUCCCCGUGCCAUCCAUGUCCAUGCCUCCGCAGUUGUACUCACACCCCCCUGCCUUGGCUGACCAGCAAUCGAUCGGCUAUGACACAAUUAGUAUGGGAUCCGUGCAGCCAGUUGCGUCCAAUUCCUUGAUACAAGAGAUUCUUGCCCGCAUGCGAAUUCUUUACACCUCUCUCUUUAAUCUAUACACAAAUUCUAAUAAGGUUAUGCUAGCAUAUCGGAAUUCUCAGGUGUUUCAGGUAUAUUACGACAUAUCUAUGACGAUGUGGUAUCUUGGGAAGACUACUUCAGAGAUAAUUCAGCUAAUCACUAGUUCUAUCGCGUCCUCGUCAACGUUGCCUCUUUCCAUGGACGCAAAUUUGGGCCUUGGCAGCACCUCAAAUUCUAUAUCUCGCUUGGCAAAUCCUCGGACCAAGGAGGACUCUGUAAUAGAGACGGAGCCCAAGGCCACUAUCGACGCCUUUGCCUCAAUCAUCACCCAUACAAAAGACUUUCUUGGAUCAGACCCGGUUUAUCCGCAUGCAGAAAUUACAUUCGAAAAGAAGUCCACUGAGGACCGGAUUGCAGAGUUAGAGUCUAACUUACGAAGGAUGAUUAAGCACAUCUAUGGCGAAUUAGACGUUGAUGCAGUGCUGGAAGCAGCCGGGUUAGCCUCGCUUGUUGCCGAGAAGGCUACCCCUAGUGCAACUAUAGGUUAUCUCACAGGAGCUGAUGAGGAACCGGUUUAUUCUAAGGAUGUCCUCUUGGCAAUGGAUAAGAGCCAAUUGGUAGAACGGAUAGAGGCGCAGAAUGCAAUCAUUGACACUCUACGACACACUUUUAGUCUAGUAACUGCAAAUAUUACGACGCUAUCUCGAGCCUCAGUUCCUUCGAACGCGAUGGGCGCGACUGAUGAGCUGAGCAAUACUACACCACCUGCUGUCAGCACAUUAAUGAAACAGUUAACUGAGCGCACUACGCAGUUGGCAUCUGCCCAGAGACGGCUCUUGACAGCAGAAGCAGAGCUACGGUGCCUUAGAGCUGAACGUGAGCAGCAGCACCCAGUGUCUACAAGCUAG
This is a messenger RNA of Giardia duodenalis, 1599 nucleotides long. RefSeq lists its product as uncharacterized. The record is from RefSeq and is a predicted model, not a curated record. The coding region runs from base 1 to 1599 and encodes 532 amino acids. NCBI's taxonomy places the organism in Eukaryota, Fornicata, Diplomonadida, Hexamitidae. The transcript has a single exon.